Molecule: messenger RNA, 696 nt
Organism: Talaromyces marneffei
Lineage: Eukaryota; Fungi; Ascomycota; Eurotiomycetes; Eurotiales; Trichocomaceae
Exons: 3
Coding region: 1-696 (231 amino acids)
Cellular component (GO): mitochondrion
Molecular function (GO): acetylpyruvate hydrolase activity
Source: RefSeq, a predicted model, not a curated record
AUGACAAGCGCAUUCAGAAAAAACUGUCGCAAAAUCAUUUGCAUUGGUCGCAACUAUGCAGACCACAUCACCGAACUCAACAGCCUCACACCCAAACAACCCUUCUUCUUCCUGAAGCCUACAUCCUCCCUCCUCCUGCCCGGGCAGGGUCCCGUGUUACUACCCAAAGGCGUGAAUGUGCAUUAUGAAGUCGAGCUGGGUCUCGUCAUUGGCAAGACAUUGAGAGAUCUCGAUCCGGAGGAUCAUCAGGGUGCUCUGGACUCUAUUUCUAGCUACCUCCUCGCAAUCGACAUGACAGCCCGCAACGUGCAAGACGAAGCCAAACGCAAGGGCCUCCCCUGGUCCAUCGCCAAGGGCUUCGAUACCUUCUGCCCUAUAUCCAACCUCAUCCCUAAAAGCGCGAUUCCGGACCCGCACAACGCCUUUUUGCGGCUUAGCGUCGGAGAUCAGGUGCGUCAGGCAGAUAAUACGAAUUUGAUGCUUUAUCAGAUUCCGAGACAGUUGGCCGAUAUUUCGAGGGUUAUGACGCUUGAGGAAGGUGAUUUGGUGUUGACGGGCACGCCUAAGGGCGUUGGGCAGGUUAAAGAUGGUGAGGUUAUUACCGCGGAGAUUGAGGUUGAUGGGAAGCAGGUGGAGAGGAUUGAGGUGCAGUGCAGGGAGAGGGUGGAGGGCAGAUAUGAGUUUAAGGAGACUUAG